ACGUCUGGGGUUUUGAUGAAAAAGCUGUUGCAGUCCUCCAGAACAUGCGCCCUGCAGAUGAGAGCCUCAUCUUUAAGUACGCUAUAUUACUGGGGGACAAGGCGUUAGGCAAGCAAACGGAGGAUGAGAAUCCAAAAAAAGAAGAUGACAAAGACUCCGUCACUAAUCGCGUAGCCGGCUUUAUCUGCAAACACGUCUUCACAGAACACACCAGUUAUGUCACCGGGCUUGCUGUGGUGGGCAAGGAGGCCGGGUUUGGUACCACGUACUUGAUAAGCGCUGGUUGGGACAGGAGAAUUCUUCUGUGGGACCUCGAAAAAGCAAGGCUGCAUGAUGUGUUCCGUAAGGCAGAACUGAAGUCUACUGAAAGCGAGGAGUUAGCAUCUGAUGGCAUUAUUAUGGAUUUGACUUACAGUGUUGAGAGGAACGAGUUUGCUUACGCAUCGUCAGACAAGCUCGUCUAUAUCCGUCAGUUUUCUAACAAAGGGAAUGAAAUGUUAUUAUCAGCUAUACUUCAAGGACACGAGGCUGAAGUAACACAG
This is a messenger RNA of Actinia tenebrosa (Australian red waratah sea anemone), 542 nucleotides long. RefSeq lists its product as uncharacterized. The record is from RefSeq and is a predicted model, not a curated record. NCBI's taxonomy places the organism in Eukaryota, Metazoa, Cnidaria, Anthozoa, Actiniaria, Actiniidae. Gene Ontology annotation, molecular function: protein binding.